AUGAAGUGUAAAUGGCACUCUGUCUUCGAACAACUUCUCUUCACAUUCAUUGUCCUUGGAGGUCGUACCAGAGCUUACAGCGGCAAAACCGCCCCAGCUUAUCCGCAAAAUAAAGUAAACAUGUUUAUCCUCAAUUUCGAAAGUAGUUGUUCCGUUGAAUAUCCUCUGUUUGACUACAAAUCCACCAUUGGCUCUGCUGUCUACAAUCUACGGAACAUAACCCUGGAAGAUGAGCCCUUUAUUAAUGUAGGGCUUCACUUAGUCCCAGUUCCUGGCUGUAAUUUGAAACAGGAUCAUCAUGCCACACAGCUGAUGACUCUCCUCUAUGAUCUUGGAUAUCUUGUGUCCAGUGCCGCAUUUGAAGGCUUUUCAAUCAUAAUUGGUCCCCAGUCCGGCAGCGACUGUGAUCUUGUCAUGGACUGGAUACGCGUAUCGGGUAUCGCGGCCGUCACGAGCGAUCGGAUCUUCCAGAUCAACUUUGCCUGUCGCAUGUUCGUUUUCCAGAUGGAAUUCAUUGUGCCAAAUGCAGUCUGUAAGCAAUAG
This is a messenger RNA of Dibothriocephalus latus, 543 nucleotides long. NCBI's taxonomy places the organism in Eukaryota, Metazoa, Platyhelminthes, Cestoda, Diphyllobothriidea, Diphyllobothriidae. The record is from the annotation of a GenBank genome assembly.